CUUCUUCUUUUUUGCAUUUAUUUGAUCCUGGUUGCUCUUCCCUUCUCGGCUUCUUUUUGUUCCUCCACCUCUCCAUUUCUUUGUGUGUGGCGACGAAGAAUAUAGUUUUCUACUUUCGGUCUCAUCAGAUCUAACGCUUCUUGUUAGGGUUUACACGAUCGGUCGUGUUCUUUUGUCUCCCCGUCUUCCUGGAUUCGACCUUUUCAGGUUUUGGUUUUCCUAGGAAGUUUGUCAGAUUCUGAUUUCGGAAGCUGUUGAAAGUUGCAAACGCUUCUGAUCUUCCGAUCGUCGACCAGAAUCGGAAGUUCAGCGGGUCUGGUCUUGUGGAUUUGUUCCUAUUGGCUUUUUACGGAUUUCUGUGUUGAUUUGGGCUUCUACGAUCUGGUUUGGGGGUCCAAGAGGUUAAAUUAGGGUUUUAUCUUCGGAGAUGUUGGGGACGGGAUUGCAGUUCGGGCGUGCCCAUGGAGAGGAUCGAUUUUACAAUCCGGUGAAAGCGAGGAGGAAUCAUCAUCAACAGCAGCAGCAGCAGCAGCAGCAAAAACAACAACAACAACAACCACAGCAACAAACACAGCAACAACAGAGUCAAAGAACUAGGAUUAAUGGACCUGUGAACACGGCAGUGUCGACGAAGGGUAAGGCCGUUGUUUCAGACAACAGAGAGCCGGAAAACCGAGCGGGAUCUGACGAGAAUUCGAAACCUAUGGCUACACCGGCUUCAGAAUCAAUUAUCGCUCCUCCCAGUAAUCUCGAUCGUUUUCUUGAAUCAACAACACCAUCUGUUCCCGCGCAGUACCUCUCUAAGACAAGAAUGAGGGGUUGGAGGACUUGCGAUGUAGAAUUCCAGCCCUACUUCACCCUUGGGGAUCUGUGGGAAUCUUUUAAGGAAUGGAGUGCAUAUGGCGCAGGAGUGCCUUUGAUACUCAACGGUAGUGAUUGUGUCGUUCAAUAUUAUGUCCCCUAUUUGUCUGGCAUCCAAAUAUACGGUGAAUCAAGGUCGUCUGCCAAAUCGAGGAGACCUGGGGAGGACACUGAUGGCGAUUAUUAUAGAGAUUCAAGUAGUGAUGGAAGCAGCGAUUGCGAAAUUGAAAGGGGGGUGAAAUUCUCAAGAGAGCUGUGGAAUCGUCACCAUCCAACUAGUGAGGUCCCUCUUCGUAUGGACAGGUUGUCUUUGGGAGACAAGCAUGUUUCUAUCCAAGAAGGCUUUUCUAGUGACGAUGGUGAAGCUGGGAAUUCACAAGGUUGCUUGCUUUUUGAGUUUUUUGAACAUGAUCCUCCUUACAGUCGUGAACCUUUGGCUGACAAGAUCUCAGAUCUUGCAUGCCAAUUUCCUGGACUUAAGACACUCAGAAGCUACGAUUUGCUUUCAGCCAGUUGGGUCUCUGUGGCAUGGUAUCCAAUAUACAGGAUACCCACAGGACCAACAUUGAGAGAUCUGGAUGCUUGUUUUUUGACAUUCCAUUAUCUUUCUACACCUAUUCGAGUAGGUGCUGGAAGCGGCGGAAAGUCUCCGGUCGUGACCUAUCCCAAUGGGAUGGAUGGUGUCCCCAAGAUUUCCCUGCCUGUUUUUGGCAUGGCCUCUUAUAAGUUCAAGGGGUCAAUGUGGACUCCGAACGGAAGAUGUGAGCGUCAAUUAGC
Molecule: messenger RNA, 1638 nt
Organism: Macadamia integrifolia
Lineage: Eukaryota; Viridiplantae; Streptophyta; Magnoliopsida; Proteales; Proteaceae
Source: RefSeq, a predicted model, not a curated record